AUGACUUUAGCUCUAUAUAUUAUAACUGGUGCAACUGACAACGGGUAUGCUACAGCGGAGGAAAUGAAUACAGGAGGGCUGAUCGGUUGUGGUGGCGUUUUGUGGCGGUUCGUGGCGGCCAUGGCUGGCGAGCCUCAGCUCCUCGGGCGGCAGCAGCAACGGAGAGGAGCGUCGGCGACCUCAGGCCGUGAAGCCACGGCAGGUGGCGGCAGAGAGGCAGCGGAAGCCAAGGCUCAUUUGAGCAAAGGGAGGAGGCUCAUGGUUCCAGCGGAGGAAAAUAUCGGAGGCAACGGAGGAGGCUAUAGUCAGCGGAGGGAAAGGAGUGGCUCUAACGGAAGUUCUGGCAACGUCAACCCCAAAAAUGGAGUCGGCCAAGCAACAGUUAGCUUCCACUUAGGCGCUCCCAAGCAAUGGCAACGGAGGGGGAGCUUGGUGGUUCAACGGGGGAAUAACGGAGGUAAUGGGGCGCUCAUGGAGGAAAUAACGGAGGCAAUCGGCGGCGGUUUUGGCGGCUCCCAAAGGGGGAAAAUACGGAUGCAAUCGGAGGCGGUUAUGGGCGGGUCCAAAGGAUGGAGUCCAACGGGGGAAAUAACGGAGGCAACAGCGGUGGUUAUGGCCGGCUCCAACGGAGGAUUCACGGGGAAAUACAACGGAGCAAACGGCGGCGGUUAUGGCGGCUCCAACGGAGGCCCAACGGGGGAAAUAACGGAGGUCAACAGCGUGGUUAUGGCGGCCCAAACGGAGGCUUCAGCGGGGGAACUACGGAGGCAACGGGCAGUGGUAUGGCGGCUCAACGAGCUCCAACGGGGGAAAUACGGAAGGAACGGCGGCGUAAAUGGCACCGCUGACAGUAGUCGUGGACGCAAGGACCACGAGAGCAUCUCUUUCAUCAGACUCUACCGCAAGCAGCUGAAUCACAUCGCACACAAAAAGGCCAUGCAACCGCAACGGAAAACAGGCAGCAUUUGA
Penaeus indicus is the source of this 969-nucleotide messenger RNA. RefSeq lists its product as uncharacterized. Bases 1 to 969 code for a protein of 322 amino acids. The record is from RefSeq and is a predicted model, not a curated record. Lineage: Eukaryota; Metazoa; Arthropoda; Malacostraca; Decapoda; Penaeidae. The transcript is spliced from 4 exons.